GUAAACUAGUGACAGGAUCACGUUUUCUGAUCCACAGAGGCCUCAUCGCCCAACCCACAUCAUCCAAAGGAUCCACUGCCAACCUCCCGGUGUCAGACAUCACAGCACACCCCCAGUGGUCUGACUUUGCCUGACCUUUUGCCUUGUAGGCUGAUAUUUAAACCACAACAAACAAACAAAAAAGAGGGAAAGGCAGCACAGUGUACAAAUACUCAGUGUGACGAUGGCUCAAAGCGACCUGUACAUGCUUUAUCAUGGGCUUUAUCUUGCAAAAUUUGGUUACACGACAGAAAGUCUGAAAUAUUUUGAGUCGUUCCAGGUACAGGAUGAUGAUACUUUUAUAAUUACAUAUCCCAAAUCUGGUACAACAUGGAUGCAGGAAAUACUUUCUCUGAUUUUAAGUGAAGGAGAUCUUACUCCGGUGCUUACCCUUCAAAACUUUGAGAAAAUUCCAUGGCUUGAGGCCAAAGAAAAUGAUCAAUUAGUCGCCAAGCUGAGUUCUCCAAGAGCCUUCAUAUCUCACAUGCCUUAUCAAUUGAUGCCUUCCACCUUCUUCUCUUCCAAGGCUAAGGUUAUUUAUCUUGCUAGAAACCCAAAGGAUGUUGUGGUUUCCCUGUUUUAUUUCCACCAAACCAUCAGCUUUUUGCCCGAUCCAGGAACGUUUGAGGAAUUUACUGACGGCUUUCUAGAAGGAAAUGUGAUGUUUGGAAAAUGGACUGAUCAUGUGAAGAGCUGGAGAAAUGCAGAUUUAGGAGACAGAAUCCUCUACAUCACAUAUGAGGAGAUGCUGCAGGAUCUUCGUGGCGUCAUCAAACGCAUUUUACGCUUCCUUAAUCGGCAACUGAGUGAAGAAGCACUGAAACAGUUGAUUGAACAGAGUCAGUUCAAAGCCAUGAAGCAAAACAAAAUGUCCGAUUCCUUACCAGUGUCACAGAAAAUAAUGGACAACACGAAGCCCCCUUUCCUGAGAAAAGGAAUUGCUGGUGAUUGGAAGAAUCACUUCAGUCCUGAGUUGGAGGCCAAAUUUAAUGCGGUUAUUAAUGAAGAAAUGGAGGGAACUGACAUAAAAUUCUUGUUGGAUAAGGAACACCAAUAAAAUCCAACUUACUAAACUGAAGAAGUAAAGUGUAUCUAAUAAAAUUAAAAAUAAUUAAUUUGUAAAUGAGUAUUUUUUAUAUACAGUAUUUUUGUAUUUUAUAAUCAGGAUUCUUAUUAAACUGUUGUCAUUUAUCUUUGGGCUCCUACUUCCAUUGUGGGGUCACCCUAGCAGACCAUCAAUCCGCACAACAACUUAGCCCAGUUUUUACACCGGAUGCCCUUUCUGACACAGCCCUACCAUUUCCCCCCCGAUUUUUUCCCCUAAUUUAGUCGUGUCCAAUUCCUCCCUGAUACUAUUAAGGCUUCUACUACUCAGUUGGGAGGGCUGAAGACUAUCACAUGUUUUCCUCCGAACUACGUGAUGCCAGCCAACCCCAUAUUUUCGAACUGCUUGUUUAAGCACCGUUGGGAGCAGCAUAACACACUUGGAGGACAGUGCUAUCCCCAACAAGCUAGGGAAGGAUUUUCCUCAUCUGAGGUCAAGUUUGGGAAAAAAUAAAAUGGGCUUCUUAAAGUCCUGGGUAAUAUAAAAAAAGACAAAAAGAAGGAAAUGUAUUUUUGCUCAUGUUUUUUGUUUAUACAUGAACCCUGUACACUCAUCUGAAUAUCAUUUUUGCUAUAAGUAAAACUAUCAGCCAAAUUUUUGAAUAAACAAAU
Molecule: messenger RNA, 1755 nt
Organism: Clarias gariepinus (North African catfish)
Lineage: Eukaryota; Metazoa; Chordata; Actinopteri; Siluriformes; Clariidae
Product: sulfotransferase 2B1-like
Exons: 6
Coding region: 224-1096 (290 amino acids)
Biological process (GO): sulfation
Cellular component (GO): cytoplasm
Molecular function (GO): sulfotransferase activity
Source: RefSeq, a predicted model, not a curated record